AUGAUGCAGGACGUGUCCAGCUCGCCAGUCUCGCCGGCCGACGACAGCCUGAGCAACAGCGAGGAAGAGCCAGACCGGCAGCAGCCGCCGAGCGGCAAGCGCGGGGGACGCAAGCGGCGCAGCAGCCGGCGCAGCGCGGGCGGCGGCGCGGGGCCCGGCGGAGCCGCGGGCGGGGGCGUCGGAGGCGGCGACGAGCCGGGCAGCCCGGCCCAGGGCAAGCGCGGCAAGAAGUCUGCGGGCUGUGGCGGCGGCGGCGGCGUGGGCGGCGGCGGCAGCAGCAGCGGCGGCGGGAGUCCGCAGUCUUACGAGGAGCUGCAGACGCAGCGGGUCAUGGCCAACGUGCGGGAGCGGCAGCGCACCCAGUCGCUGAACGAGGCGUUCGCCGCGCUGCGGAAGAUCAUCCCCACGCUGCCCUCGGACAAGCUGAGCAAGAUUCAGACCCUCAAGCUGGCGGCCAGGUACAUCGACUUCCUCUACCAGGUCCUCCAGAGCGACGAGCUGGACUCCAAGAUGGCAAGCUGCAGCUAUGUGGCUCACGAGCGGCUCAGCUACGCCUUCUCGGUCUGGAGGAUGGAGGGGGCCUGGUCCAUGUCCGCGUCCCACUAGCAGGCGGAGCCCCCCACCCCCUCAGCAGGGCCGGAGACCUAGAUGUCAUUGUUUCCAGAGAAGGAGAAAAUGGACAGUCUAGAGACUCUGGAGCUGGAUAACUAAAAAUAAAAAUAUAUGCCAAGGAUUUUCUUGGAAAUUAGAAGAGCAAAAUCCAAAUUCAAAGAAACAGGGCGUGGGGCGCACUUUUAAAAGAGAAAGCGAGACAGGCCCGUGGACAGUGAUUCCCAGACGGGCAGCGGCACCAUCCUCACACCUCUGCAUUCUGAUAGAAGUCUGAACAGUUGUUUGUGUUGUUUUUUUUUUUUUUUGACGAAGAAUGUUUUUAUUUUUAUUUUUUUCAUGCAUGCAUUCUCAAGAGGUCGUGCCAAUCAGCCACUGAAAGGAAAGGCAUCACUAUGGACUUUCUCUAUUUUAAAAUGGUAACAAUCAGAGGAACUAUAAGAACACCUUUAGAAAUAAAAAUACUGGGAUCAAACUGGCCUGCAAAACCAUAGUCAGUUAAUUCUUUUUUUCAUCCUUCCUCUGAGGGGAAAAACAAAAAAAAACUUAAAAUACAAAAAACAACAUUCUAUUUAUUUAUUGAGGACCCAUGGUAAAAUGCAAAUAGAUC
Pan troglodytes (chimpanzee) is the source of this 1219-nucleotide messenger RNA. It is a transcript of the gene TWIST1, whose product is annotated as twist family bHLH transcription factor 1. Gene Ontology annotation, biological process: regulation of transcription by RNA polymerase II; developmental process. NCBI's taxonomy places the organism in Eukaryota, Metazoa, Chordata, Mammalia, Primates, Hominidae. Gene Ontology annotation, molecular function: DNA-binding transcription factor activity, RNA polymerase II-specific; RNA polymerase II transcription regulatory region sequence-specific DNA binding; protein dimerization activity. The record is from RefSeq and is marked provisional.